Molecule: messenger RNA, 5878 nt
Organism: Grus americana (Whooping crane)
Lineage: Eukaryota; Metazoa; Chordata; Aves; Gruiformes; Gruidae
Gene: TC2N
Product: tandem C2 domains, nuclear
Exons: 12
Coding region: 2188-3657 (489 amino acids)
Cellular component (GO): nucleus
Source: RefSeq, a predicted model, not a curated record
CUGGGCCGGGGCGGGGGGGCUGCCCCCGUGGCCGCAGGAAGCCCGAAGCUCCAGGGUGGCCGCCGCCGGCGGAGCUCGGCGCCGGGUGUACAGCACCGAGGCGGCGCGGGUGUCCCCUGCGGGCGGGCCCUCUUCGGGUCCCCGCGGCGGAUGGUGGAGGUGGUGGUUUGCUUACCUUGCCUAGUCGCUUAUGGGCAGUGUGAAGUUGGGCUUUAUAUUUCCAGCAGAACCAUUUGAUUGCCGAUCUGCAGCAGCAUCUGUAACUCUUGGCACACCUCAGUAUAGCAACGUGGGCCGUGCAUGACAGUAAAUGGGAACAAAACUAGCCGGGAAGGUUGGCUUUUGUUGGGCAGCCUUGCUGAAGUGAUUCUUCCAUAUAUAUCACUGAUAUGAUUGAAUAUAACAUAACUGCCUUGUGGAUUGAUACUUAAACGUGAAUAUACAGUGACACUUUUGCAAUUUGCAAAUUACUACUUUUUCACUGUACAUAUAAGGCUUCUGAGAAACAAAACCUAAUGAUCUUUUUUACAAGCCCUGAUGUAUUUAAUCUGAUGCGUAUUGAUAGGUAUGUUGAAUGGGACAGCAUGUUUUUAAAGUCAGGAUUUUUUAAGGAUGUCAGCAUAUUGAUCUCCAUGUUUUUUCUAAGUAGGCUAAAACUUGCAGACUAAUUCAACUUGCAGAACAUGAAUUGCAAAAGACAAUGUUACUGGGCAGUCUGGGUGAUGAUGUACAUCUGUCAUGCCUUGUCACCACACUACAGUAUCCGGGGGGUCUUUGGAGUGAAGACCUUUCAGUGCCUGGGGUUGGUUUGUUUAUGGCUAUAUGAGUGUUCAUUUGACAGUGUGCUUCCAAGAUUUGGCUUGGGACUGUAUUUUCUGUCAAGUGGCAGACCUUGAGUAAUGGACGCAGGUAGAAAACCAGUAACUAUAUUGAAAUACUACAGAAUUAAAUCUUCAUAUAAAUUAGGCCUGAGAUUAAAUUGUACUUAAAACAGUCUCAAAGUGGUAUUGCUAUAAGAAAAUAUCCCUGUAAAAUCCAAAUAUUCUGCAUGAAUUAACAUCUAAGCAUUAUCAUAGGCAAGAAAUGACUAAUUAGAUCACCUUCUCUAGGAACACUUCAGGUAAUUAGAGAUAUGGUUUAGCCAAAAACUCAGAAGGAAGUUGUGAAUAUAGCUAGACAGAGUUUCCUUUCUUAUACCGGAUGAAAUUAGCAUCGGAAAAUACAUUAUAUUCACUGAAGUUAUAACCUGCUGUAUCCAAGAGCACUAUUAAGGCAGCAGUCGUGAUCAUAAGCAGUUUCAAACUGUCCUGUUCAAAAGCCACGGUGUACAUUUUUUAAUGCAUACCAUACAGCUGGAUUCCUGGGCGGUUCAGAUCACUCUGAUUAUUAAACAGCGGUCUGAAAUAAAUGUCAUCUUAAAUUAAGCUUGUCUUGUAGCUUUCCUUCAAUGUGGAAACAUGCCCAAUGUCUCAUGUGAUGCAUUUCUCUAGGUAAGAAUGGAAAGGUUGAUAUUGUGGCUGUUCCUACAAUGUACACUUCCAGUCGGUGCCGUUGUAAUUGUGCAGCAAGAGAACUAGAUCUCAAGGGAUGUAUGCUGGACUACAGCUGUAAGGGCUUGGGCAUCUAAAUGAUCCUGUGGGCACUCGCUCCUCAGAGCUAGAUCCUUGCUGUCCUAACCCUUGGUCUCUGAUCUGUGCAGGCUCAGGUUUUUCCCAGUAAUACUUGCUGAAUGCAUUGAGGUCUGCUGCUUGAUGUGUCUUAGUUUUGGCAGUGUUGAUUAGUUAGGUGCCCAAACUGUCCAGGGAUCCAGAAGCGAGGUGUUCCUUGAUAAGUCACUCUUGGAGAGCCCAAGUGUCUUCAGAUUACAUACAGAUGAUCAGGACCACUUAAAAACCUAUGCAGGGGAGUAUAUUGCCGUGCUUUUUAUUUAUUUUUUUCUUCUUAUUCUUUCUAGGCUUUGUCUAGAGCUGUUACCCAGAUGUGAAGAGCCAAGUUCUGAAUUUGCGUCUUUCAUUUCGCAAGAGAGUGCUAGAGUCAUAAACCUGUGUGUUGUUCUGCGCUGGCGGUCUCUGACUCCUUACUUAUGAAACUGUUUUGCCUUGCUUUCAAUACAGAAAUAUUCACUAGGUUUGAUAGCUACACUGGAUCUUUGAUUGUGGUCUCCUCUAAACUGCAACACUGAAAACAAUGGCAACAGAAUGUAUAAAAAGCUGCUGUAAAUGGUGUUUCUGCAUGGAAAAAGAAAAAAAUGAUCCAGUUUCCAUGGUGCAGGAAUCUGAAGCAGUAGCUGCAAGCAAGCCAACUAUUGUAGAGAAGCCUCCAUUGUCUUCUGUGUCAGUGAAGCAUCAAGUUGGCUGUUCAGAGGAUUAUCUACUCUCUAAACUGCCCCUGGAUGGUCAAGAGGUACCAUUUGUGGUCCCUCCAUUCAAAUUGGCUUAUGUACAGCCGAAGAACCUUCCUAAUAUCUCACAUGCUGGGGGGAUUCAAGAAUCUGCCAGAGCCUCAUUUGGUGACCGGAAAGCAGAACUGCACGGCAUGUACCAAUGGCCCCGCUAUGACGUGUACAACCCAUUUUAUUUGGAGCAUCGAGUUUCACCAGAUCUGAUUAGGCGCUUCCAAGCAAAAUCAGAUACCAGGAAAUUAUACGGAUCAGUUAGUGAUUUAAGACCUAGUGCUUUGCCUGGAUCAUUUGAUGUAAGUCGUUCAAUGUUUGAUCUCAGAAGCCCGCCUCAUCGAUUCAUGAAGAGAUACGAUUCAUUCUCCAGUGUACCUAGCAGUACCUCUUCCAGGAAGGAUUCGCAAGGCAGUAACAGGAGUCUGGAUACUAUUACAUUAUCAGGUGAUGAACGAGACUUUGGAAGACUGAACGUGAAGUUGUGUUAUGUUUCUUCUGUAGAACAGAUUUGGAUCACAGUUCUACAUUGCAAAGACCUGAGCUGGCCUUCUAGCUGUGGGGAAAAUCCUCGUAUCUAUGUGAAGGGAAUUCUCACACUGCCCAAACCAGUGCAGUUCAAAUCUUCUGCCAAGGAAGGGUGCAAUGAUAUUGAAUUUAUGGAAACUUUUGUAUUUGCUAUUAAACUACAAAGCCUUCAGGCUGUCAGAUUGGUAUUUAAAAUCCAGACACAGACUCCCAGGAAAAAAACAAUUGGAGAGUGCUCCUUGGCACUGCGGGAGCUCAGCUCGGAGGAGUCGAGUCACUGGCUGGGUAUAUCUCCUCCUUCCAAAGCACCUGUGUGCCGUGCAGAACUUCAAGUAGGAACUUGUUUUCAAGCAAUAAACAGGAGGAUUCAGUUACAGAUUCUUGAAGCCCAAAACCUUCCAGUUUCAUCUACACCGCUGUCUUCAAAUUUCUUUGUGAAAGUUGGAAUGUUUAGUACAGAAGGGCUCAUGUAUAAGAAGAAGACUCGUCUUCUGAAGUCCACUAAUGGCAAAGUGAAGUGGGGAGAAAUGAUGAUUUUUCCAGUUAGCCAAGCUGAACAAGGAAUUAGCUUUCUCAUCAAGCUCUACAGCAGAAGUUCAGUGAGAAGAAAACACUUCCUAGGACAGAUCUGGAUAAGUUCUGAUAGCAGUAACAGUGAAGCAGUAGAGCAGUGGCAAGAUACUAUGGCCAACCCUGAAAAAGUUGUUGUUAAAUGGUACAGCAUUGGUCCAUCUUGAAGACUGGAGAUGAAACUCAGGACUGAUUUUUCUACAAAGAUAUUCCUACACUGUUUAAAAUAGUAUAAAUAAAAAGACAAAUACUGUCUACACAAGUUCUUCAGAAGGUCUCCACUGCAUCACACCUCCAUGGGAAAAUUCAGCAUUUCACAAAGAAAAAUACUGGCUAAAUAUUACUAAGAGGACGACUUAGGAACUGGGGAAAGUGCUCAUUUGAUUUUAAAAAAAUCCACCUUGAAAAAUGUAUUUUUGCCCCUUUCAGGCUCCAUAAAAGCACAGAAAUCCAAUCUUGGAGAGCAGCAGCUUGAAUCACCAUCAUCUUCACUAGUCACUGAUGUCAUCCUCAUCUGCAAUCUUGUCUUUGGCAGACCCCAAAGUCCAUGGGAAUUGGUCUGGUCAGUGGCUUGAUCCUAGGUACCUCUGAGCCUUAGGGAUUGUAGCCCUGGUUGACACCAUUUGAUCAGAGUAAUGUGUGCCUCAGCAAGCGGGAAAGCUGUGGCUGCAGGAGGAGACAUAAAGGGAACUGCGCAAUAAGGCAGUACCCAAAGGCUUUUUUAAUCUCCAUCUUUGAUAAAGGGCUGUUCAGUGCCCUGACAUGCCUGUAGCUUGGGGUUUCCCCCAUCCUUCUCUCUAAGCAGAGAGAUUGAAAAAUAAGAGUUUUUUCUGACUAGCUGUGAUAUUUGCAAGUGGGGCCCUCCAGACUCACUCCGUUUGGGUGAAUUCUGGUUGGAAUCAAUGGAAUAAUACAAAGAGGCAAUGGCCCUGCCUAGGAUCGGAGCCAGUAUUUUUAGAUAAAUUACUUUCUUAUAUAGCAUUCUUAUACGUAAACCACUUAUCUAAUCAACAAUGUUCUAGCAUUUGCUUACAUUGCUAAAAGCCAGACUAACGUGUAUGAAGGAGUAAGCAAAUAUUUACUGACAUAAGUGCUUUUUGAUACUAAUUAAAAUGCAGCACAGUAAGGGACUCAGACUUUGUUUAAAAGAUGGGCUACUACUGCAGAAGUAUUUAUUACAUGGCUAGGAUGCUGAAAAAUUAUGUGUGGGAGUAUAUUUUUGUUACUUGUUUCUAGCAAGAAGAAAUUACCAUAUUUUUAUUGCAAAUUAUAUUUUUCCUACAAAAUCCUAAGCUUAUUUUUUCUAUUAGUCCCCAUAUUUUCAGGGGUUUAUUCAUACUUAUUUUUAAGGCAGGAAAACGCCAUGUAUAUAACUGAUAAUAUAUACAUCUAAAAGCACAGAUCUCUUUGCACUACUUUAACUACUGGAUUUAAAAUAUAUGUAUAUUCCAUUAAAUCUGCUGCUUACACAUUUACUGUUGGCUCUCUGGACUGUACAAAUAUGUUCAUAUAGAUGCUGAAUAAUUGUAUCUUUUUUGUAACUUGGCUCCUGUUCAAACAUCGGACAUGAACUGGAGUGGCAGUGAGAGCACUCGCUGCUGGAAGGCAAAGGAACGGUGGGGAGCAGAGAAAACACUGUAACAGGAAAGCAUGUUGUAUUUAAGCAUUGAGCUUGGAGCAUCUUUGUUUUAACUUUUUUGACUUUGAGUAAAGGUCAAGAAAAUAUGGAAUCUCUUAGAUAUUUUUUUUUAAAUCAGCUGUUAAUUGAAGUUUUUAAAACUUCAACCAUCUGGAUUUUUGUUGUUGAAAUUCAGUAUUUUGAAAACGGGGGAACAAAAGGAUUUUCCCCGGCUCUUACAUGCUCCGCUUUUUGACCAGGUUUUAUAAAUUAACUGAAAAAGUUUUUGCAUGUUACUUGAAGAACAAACAUCAGUUCUAGCUCUUACUGGCACUCUCUGCAAAGCUCCCAGUAGGCCCAGUGGAUCUUGACCGACAGCGUUAACUUCCAGCCAGUUACCACACUUGGGAUGAGCCUGGCCUGUCGGGUAAAAUGAACAAAGGAACUGGACCAAGCUGAUACUCUUGGGGUAUCUUUCCUUGAAUACGUGGAUCUCUUUUAUUCAUUAUGGCUGAACUGCAGUAAACAAAAGUGCAAACUAACUGUUUCCUUAUGCAGCAUGCUGCUCUAUUUGAAAGAGAAGACACUGAAUCAGUAUCACAGUCUUUUGGGGGCUUUGAUUACUGCAGCAGUGGUUCUACAGAGAUUGCCAACUCAGUGAAUACUGUGUAAAAUGGACUUUGGGGGCUGUUUUAGGAUACCUAGCCCUUUAAAGGCCUAACUAGUAAUGUCUCCUUUUUCCUAUGUUAAUAUUUAAUCUAUGUGUUUAU